CUGAAUAUUUUAUAGUUACGCUGCCAACCGCCUCCCAUGCGUCUCACUCCGACCAGCUAUGUUUGGCUGUUCCGGUUAAGUAGCUUUACCGGCGAACUGCGUUUGUCAGCGAGCCCCUCCUUCCGCCUCAGACCGACAUUUCAUACCCGUGCUCCUUUACUCUUCGCCCGGACACUCACCAUGCAGUCCAGUGGAAAUGUAACCAACCGCAGCAGUGAGCGGGGCUUGGGCAAAGCGGAGCAGCCAGGGCCGGGGCUCUUCAGCAGCAUCAUUCCCACUGUCACCACCGAAGACACGGGUCCUCCGGCGGAGAAGAAGCGGGUGGGCAGCACGCUUGUCGUUGACGAGAGAAACUUACGGACCCCGAGUCCUCUGUUUGGGGCCAGCGGUGAUGACGACUCGGAGGCAGAGUCUUUCCGGGAUGGGAGAUGCGAAGAAGUCGACCGGGACACCAGGGGCAGGGCCUUUACGUGGUGCCGAGACUUUCUGUCGGGGUCGUGGAAGACCAUCGAGGAGGGCGAUUUUCAGAUCAGCAUCGUCAGUGGUGGACUCAGUAAUCUGCUGUACCUGUGUAGUUUGCCUGAACAUGUGCACUGUGUGGGAGAGGAACCUCGCCAGGUGCUCCUCAGAAUCUACGGUGCCAUCUUACAGGGUGUGGACUCUCUGGUUUUGGAGAGUGUGAUGUUUGCCAUUCUGGCAGAACGAACAUUAGGGCCAAAACUUUAUGGCAUCUUCCCCGAGGGACGCUUAGAGCAAUACCUCCCGAAUACUCGCAUGCGUACAGAUCAGCUUUCCAAUCCAGCCAUCUCAGCCGAGAUUGCCACCAAGUUGGCACGUUUCCAUGAAAUGGUUAUGCCCUUUAACAAAGAGCCUAAGUGGCUGUUUGGGACCAUCGAUAGGUACAUGGAUCAAGUGAUGAAGAUAAGCUUUACACGUGAAGCACAUGUGAAGAAGUACAAGAAGUUGAUGAGGUUUGAUCUGCCUGCUGAGCUGAAGAGUCUCCGUGCUUUGCUGGCAUCAACUCCAUCACCAGUGGUGUUUUGCCACAAUGACGUCCAAGAAGGAAACAUUCUUAUGCUGGAAGACAAGGACCACGCCUCAACAGAAAAUCUCAUGCUGAUAGACUUUGAGUACAGCAGCUACAACUACAGGGGUUUUGACUUUGGGAACCACUUCUGUGAAUGGAUGUAUGAUUACACCUACAACGAGUGGCCCUUCUACAAAGCCACACCAGAGAACUACCCAACCAGAGAGCAGCAGCUUCUCUUCAUCAGAAGUUAUUUGGCAGAAAAGAGGCGACACUGUGCUGACGAUGUUACGGACCAGACACGGAUGGAAGAGGAGUUGAUACUUGAAGCAAACAGAUAUGCUUUGGCGUCGGACUUCCUCUGGGGGCUGUGGUCCAUCAUUCAAGCAAAGAUAUCCAAGAUUGAGUUUGGAUACAUGGACUAUGCCCAGUCUCGGUUUGAUAGCUACUUCAAGCAAAAGAAGCUCUUCUCCUGAAUUCCACCCUGUUAACCAGAAUGUACUGUUUUCUAACAUUCUCCGAGGUCGCCUCAUGUUUCGGUCAACAUUGUUUUCAGCUACAUCUUGUUGAAACUAUGCAAGUCUGCUUAUGACAUAAGCAUGAUGAUGAUGUGAAACGUCAAAAUGUACUUUUUCAGGACAAUGCACAAGUACAGUCUAAGCCUUUAAGCACUCUAUUUUUAUUGAAGCAUCAAUUCCCAUAGUGUGAAGUGUCGGUAGAGCUGAGAUCUCUCUAGAGCGUUGUGUUGUUUGUGUCGUUUAGGAAUCUCAGUCAGUUGAUCUACGACUGUUUUUUGGUUGUUGUUUUUCUUUUGUUUGUCACAUUUUUAGAUGCACUUCACUUCUUUGGACCAUUCUUUUUUUGACAUUGGCAUGCUCAGUACUUUGGUUAUGUUCUGUUUUCUGUUCACGUCAGAGCUCUGUGAUGGCCAGCACUAGAUGCCUUGCCAGAGUAUUAUUGUCUUAUAUGUUGAGACUCUAAACUUACUGCAAUCGUCACUUUGGUUUACUAAACCGGUACUACUGAUUUCAGCGUAUGUCGCUUUUGCUAACAUGUUUUUGGGUCAUUCUACCUCACUUCUUUUCUUUUUCGUGGUGUUUGUUCUGCAUUAAGAUGCAUCCACUCCAUGAGGGCUAAUUGUAACUCUACCCUAUGAGGGAGAGAUUAUUCUAAAUACCCCAUGCUGAAGGACAACGUAAAGUAUUCCCUGUAAUUAUUCUUUAAAGGUUCAUAAAGUUUGAAGCCUAACCCAUUCAUAUAUGAGGGCUAUUGUAUACAGUAUCACUGUAGCCAACGAUGCUGGUAAUUUAACCACCAGAACAGUUACAAAGUGUAAAUCACUGAAAUCGGUAAUAUUUAAUUCAUCAUUAACCGUCCAUGUCUGCUGCACCAAACAUCCAUCUUAAAUCAGCUUGUUUAACUUCCCGUCAUAUAUGCAUGGAUCAGUUAUUCCCACUUUUUCCCCCCUACAAAUAAUAAUCGCUUAAAAUAUCCAAACUCCUGACAUUCUUAUCUGUUGUUUGAGGUAUUAGGGAACUAAAAUAUUCAUCUGGCACAUGUAUGUAAGAACCUCAAGCUCUGAAAUCUACUAAUACCUGAAAUCUUGGUUUUUGCUGUAGUUCAUUUGAAUGUGAAGUGACAUUUUCUUACCAGUUUUCUAAUAGCUUUGUUUGACUCACUUUAUGAUGCUUUUGUUUAUUUAGAGUGUUUCCUGGAUUAGUCUGAAUGUUUUGGCAUUAAUUAACAAUUCCAGGUCCUUGUUUUACACAUAGCUGCAUCGGUUUACACACCAGAAGUAACUAGAAGCCUGUGACACAUUAACUGCCUCCUUUUUGUUUUGAAUGUGACAUUGUCCCAGUAUUGUCUAUCUUCUAGUUUGUCUGUAUUAUUUUGUUCCUUUUUUGCACUGCUACAAUUACAAUUUAAAAGCUAAUAAACAUAUGUGCUUAGA
Messenger RNA from Stegastes partitus (bicolor damselfish), 2978 nucleotides. RefSeq names its product choline kinase beta (gene chkb). Gene Ontology annotation, cellular component: cytoplasm. The transcript has 11 exons. NCBI's taxonomy places the organism in Eukaryota, Metazoa, Chordata, Actinopteri, Pomacentridae. The record is from RefSeq and is a predicted model, not a curated record. Bases 37 to 1503 code for a protein of 488 amino acids. Gene Ontology annotation, biological process: CDP-choline pathway; phosphatidylethanolamine biosynthetic process. Gene Ontology annotation, molecular function: ethanolamine kinase activity; choline kinase activity.